Molecule: messenger RNA, 495 nt
Organism: Dovyalis caffra
Lineage: Eukaryota; Viridiplantae; Streptophyta; Magnoliopsida; Malpighiales; Salicaceae
Source: the annotation of a GenBank genome assembly
AUGACUGCUCUUUCAACUUCUGUUCUUUCAUUCAAAACUCCUCAACCUCACUUAUUAUCUUCUGGUUCUUCUUUGAAGCCAAAAGACCAAUGCCUAUUGUGUGUUAUUCCUGGUAAUCUCUCUAGCAAAGGAAAGCCCACAACACAUAAAAGGUCACUAACGAUUCAAGCAAGUGGUGAUCGUGGCGGAUCAAGUGGUGCAGGUAUCUUCAUUGGGGGUUUUAUAUUGGGAGGGAUAGUAGCUGGAACAUUGGGUUGUGUGUAUGCUCCACAGAUAAGCAAGGCAUUAGCUGGAGCUGACAGGAAAGAUUUGAUGAGGAAGCUGCCCAAGUUCAUAUAUGAUGAGGAGAAAGCUUUGGAGAAAACCCGCCAAGUACUUGCUGACAAGAUUGCACAGCUGAAUUCUGCAAUAGAUGAGGUUUCUGCUCAACUGCAUCCUGAAGAUGCUCCCAAUGGAACUGCCGUGGCUUCAGAUGAGAUUCAAGCGUCCAUAUAA